AGCGUUGGAGCAGCAGCAAACACAGAGGUACAGGCGGAGACCACACGGCGGCCAUGGAGUUGCCCAGGGAAUAUGGAUACGUGGUGCUGGUGCUUCUCCUCUAUACCUUCCUGAACUCCUGGAUGGCCUCCAAAGUUGGCAGAGCCCGGAUUAAGUACAAGGUGUCUUAUCCGACCCUCUAUGCCAUCGAGUCCGAGAACAAGGAUGCCAAGCUCUUCAACUGUGUUCAGAGGGGACAUCAAAACUCGCUGGAGCUGAUGCCAGUGUUCUUUGUGAUGUUGCUCUUGGGCGGACUUCGGCAUCCUCUCGUUGCAGCUGGCUUUGGAAUUGAUUACACCAUCGCUCGCUUCUUCUAUUUCAAGGGCUAUUCCAGUGGAAUUCCUGAGAAUCGUUUGAAGAUGUUGGGACUCAGAAUCGUGCCAUUCUUUGGUCUGAUGUCACUGUUAGGCCUCACCAUUUGCACCGUCUCGUUUGGGGUCAAUAUUCUUGGUUUACAUUAACCAAUGGAUGUGUGCUGGUUAACGUACGUUCUGGUGGUAUUUUAGCCGGUACCAUCGACUGAAUUGCAUCCUUCGCGGCUCAUGACUUUGGAAGCUUCAUCUGAAGGAUUGUAGUUUAGUGCCGGAGCUUUUAUGUAGUCUUUUAUUUUUUAAUUUUAUUGGCCGCAUCUACAUUGGUCGCGUGUGAGCUGUCAUUGUAUCAAAAAAAACAAAAAAAAAAAAAAAGCUUUAAUUGUGUUGCUUUAUGGCAUAUAAACUAAAAUUAAGAUAGUAUUUGAUACAGUGUGCAAGGUUUCUUUUAAUUUACUUCUCCCUUCCUUUUCGAUUUA
Molecule: messenger RNA, 829 nt
Organism: Phoenix dactylifera (date palm)
Lineage: Eukaryota; Viridiplantae; Streptophyta; Magnoliopsida; Arecales; Arecaceae
Cellular component (GO): endoplasmic reticulum; membrane; nuclear envelope
Molecular function (GO): glutathione transferase activity; glutathione peroxidase activity
Source: RefSeq, a predicted model, not a curated record